Messenger RNA from Cyclocybe aegerita, 807 nucleotides. The record is from the annotation of a GenBank genome assembly. NCBI's taxonomy places the organism in Eukaryota, Fungi, Basidiomycota, Agaricomycetes, Agaricales, Hemipholiotaceae.
AUGUCGUCGGACCCCGCGCCUCUCAGUUACGUCGGAGAUUCUGGGUUCCAGUCAGUCGCGGCACCAGCGAUAUUCCUCGCGUGCUACACACCACUGCUCGGGGUAUUCCUGUGGAAGUCGUUCAAGAUACCGACAUAUGUGCACUAUGUUUUGGCGUUUUUCUGUGCAAUCCGAAUAGCCGCCUUCGCGAUACGCACCGCCCUGACGGCGUCUUCCACAGGAGCACAGAAUCUCAACCUCAUCAUCGCCGAUGAGACGCUCUUCGGAGUCGGCUUCUUCGGUCUGCUCUACUCAGCAUACAUCCUCGUUUUAGACCUUGAGGCCCUAUCCGACCGCCCCAAAUCUAAGAUCCGCCUCAUCCGCAUCACACAAAACCGCAGGAUGUUCCGCAUGCUCCUACUUGCCGCUGUCGUCAUCGGGGCGGUUGCUUCUUCGAUCGCGAACGGGAGCUUCACGAACUCGACGGCGAACGCGUUGAGGAAGACGAGCACGAUCAUCUUCCUGGUGUUGACGAUAUUGCAGGCGUUCCAGACGGUGUACUUUGCGUGGAUGGAGCUCCGAGAUCCUCAGAGAUACAUGGAUAUCGAUGAACCGUUCGGGAAAAGACACGCGAUCUUUAUCCUCGUUCCCAUCUCUCUGCUCCUACUCAUCCGUGAGAUCUUCCUCACGGCCACGAUCAACAACCCGCGAAAGCAGAUCCAGGAGAGCCUGUGGUAUCCAUUCGUCGCCCUGCCCGAAAUACUCGCGGUAAUUCUGUACACUAUCCCAGGACUUAUUCCGGCAAGGAAAGAGCUUCCACGGUGCUAG